Messenger RNA from Boeremia exigua, 576 nucleotides. Its product is annotated as peptidase S8/S53 domain-containing protein. The coding region runs from base 101 to 499 and encodes 132 amino acids. The transcript has a single exon. Gene Ontology annotation, molecular function: serine-type endopeptidase activity. The record is from RefSeq and is a predicted model, not a curated record. Gene Ontology annotation, biological process: proteolysis. NCBI's taxonomy places the organism in Eukaryota, Fungi, Ascomycota, Dothideomycetes, Pleosporales, Didymellaceae.
GAGGCCACCACUUUGUCGUUCCGGUUCAUGGAGCCGACUCUAAUCCUUGUCACAUCGAUAUGUCCUAAUCAGAGAGACCAUCGCACUGGCAAAUGCAUUGAUGAUGCCUUCUUGGCGUCAUGAUGAGCGGACUAACCCUAUCGACACAGGGAUUUACGCUGCGCACCCCGACUUUGAGUGGCGGGCUCUGUUCUUUGCUAACUUUGCCAGCGACGGUAUGAAUAACGACGGCCAUGAUCACGGCACUUACAUCGCAGGUACGGUUGGCUCAAAGACAUCUGGUGUGGCCAAGAAGACCAAGUUCUACGGCAGCAAGGUUCUCAGCAACUCAGGCUCUCGCACGACAUCCGCGGUCAUUGCUGGCAUCAGCUUCCCCGUAAAUGACCUCGAACGAAAAAAGUGGCCUACGCGUUUGAUUUUCUACACCACCAUACGGGAAAGGUCUCAGGGUUUCUCACCAGAGCCUUAUUCAUCACACCGGAUGACCUACAGACGAUGAUCUGGCAAUUAAGACGUUGGCAGUCUUCUAGGUGGCGACGGCAUCGAAGUGUUGCUGUCCACAUGCGCGUUUUGCUA